AUGUCUUUAGAAGAAAAAUUUCAUGCUGCUGUUAACGUGAUACGAAGCCUACCGAAAAGUGGAUCGUACCAGCCCAGCAAUGAGAUGAUGCUAAAUUUUUACAGCUACUUCAAGCAAGCGACUGAUGGCCCUUGCACUAAACCGAGACCCGGCUUUUGGGAUGUCAUAAAUAGGGCAAAAUGGGAAGCCUGGAAGCGGUUAGGCAAUAUGACAAAGGAAGAUGCGAUGCAGUCCUAUGUUGACGAAUUACAUAAGAUCAUUGAGACGAUGUCGUACAACUCUGACGUGGCGUCGUUCUUGACGAUAAACGAAGACGGCGACCCGUUCCCUAGCGCGGAUCUGCAGCUGGUGGCCGGAGACGUGCUGGCCAGGUGCAAGGAUGACUCGCAGCACAAUUCGCCGAUGUAUUCCCGUUCAGUGAGCGGCGCUUCGUCCCCCAUUCCCGAAGAGGUAUCGUCAAGGACGAGGCACGACUCCGAAGACGAGUUUAUCGACACUGUCGAUGUGGACCAAGAACCUGUUCACCAGCAGACAGUGCCAAGGCUCAGCAAUGGGCACGCAUAUCAAAUCUCCUCUCAGCUCACACAUCUAAAAGUACUAGAACAGCUACCUGGAACACUCGCCCGAUUAGAAGCGGACGUGGCAGCUCUAAGGAAAGCCGUAGAGGGUGACAGAAGGAUACUGGAUCAAGUGUCGAGCGGCUGGCGCUGGCCAGGCACAACACUUAAUACCAUCGAGUACUGUCAAGUGUACAAUGGUGCUGACGCAUUUGGUCGAUAG
Messenger RNA from Leptosia nina, 780 nucleotides. The record is from the annotation of a GenBank genome assembly. NCBI's taxonomy places the organism in Eukaryota, Metazoa, Arthropoda, Insecta, Lepidoptera, Pieridae.